UAGGCGCACGCCAAUGAUUAUCGCCAUCGGCUCGCGAAUCCAAUCGAACCGAACCAAAUCGAAUCGCAGCGCAUCGAACUGAACUCAGUUCAAAACUGAAACUCGAAAACGUUAACUGAAAUUGAAAUUGAAAUUGAAGCUGAAAUUGAAACUGAAACUGAAAUUGAAACUGAAAUUUAAAAAAAAAAAAAAAAAACAACAACAACAACAAAUUACAACAAACAAGUCAUUAGCAUUAGGCAAGUGCACGCGCCUCCAGUUCAGUAUUAUAAGACAUUAAAGCCAACAACUAAUUUAAACAACAACAACGACAACAACAACAACAACAGCCGCUAAAAUGAGCCAAACAACAAAGCACUGCGCGAGCAAGAGACACAGCCAGAGCAACAGCGCCAGCAGAGCAGAACAGAGCUGCAGUUGCAGCUGCAGCAGCAGCGGAACCAACAGAAUUCCGAGCUAUACGGUGCUCCUGGCUGCGCUGGCCGCGCUGCUGCCGUUGUUGCCAUUGACACACGCGCGCCAUCUGCACGAUCAGCUGGCGCUGGGCUUUGCCUACGAGGAUGCGGACAGCUCCAGUGGCAGCGGCGCCAGCGUCGACAGCAGCAGAUCGCUGCCCGCCUGGCACGCGAAUCCCUUUUAUGGCCUGGUGCAGAGCUACGCCGACAGCGAGAAUAGCGAGAACAGCUACAGCAGCUACAACAGCGACAGCAGCGACGACAGCAGCGACGCCAGCAGCAGCAGCAGCAGCAGCAGCAGCAGCGGCAGCGGCAGCAGCAUCUUUGAUGCUGAGGCUGAAAGCGAGAGCAGCUACGAGCAGAUUACACAGGCGGCAAUGAAAGCCGUCAAGCGGGAGCUGCAGCGGCAGCGCAUCCGGCAUCGGCGCAGCCAUGCGCUGCAGUACUUUGCCCGGACGGACGCGGCGCCCGAGUGGGAGAAUCCGUGCGGCGGCGUCUAUCAGCCGGAUCGCCAGCAGCCCAAGAAGCUGAACAUCUCGGUGCGGGCCAAGCGCAAUUAUCUGAAGCUGCUGCGCAACAACACGCUAAUCGAACUGCAAGACAUACGUAAGGCGGCCAAGCUGGACUACGGCGACAUUCAGGCCUGGCAGCGCGAGUACACCUUCCUGCCAAACAUGACGCGUCCCACAAAUAAGGUGAUGCUGCAGACCUGGUACCGCGGCAUCCAAACCUUCGUGGGCAGCUUCGCGUACUUGGGCAAGGCGCACUACAAAUACCAGAAGGAGCACCAGCUGCCCAUUGGCAAGUCGACCGAGGAGCUGCACAAGCUGCUGGUGAGCGCGCGCCGUGUGCUCUGCGAGAUCGAGACGACCAUCAAUGCAUCCUAUCCGAACAGCAAUGUGGCCAAGCUGAACCAGGUUAGCCGGGCCAAGAUGCAGGCCGAUCUGGACUUCUACACGCCCGCCGAUGGCAGCAAGGAGGCCGACAAGCGCGACCUCAAGUUCACCAAGCAGCUGUACUUUCAGUUUCUGGACAACAUGUCCAAGUCGCUGCAUCGGGCGCUCAACAAGCGCAAGCAGCGGCGCCACAGCGCCGAGAGCCAGCCGCACAGCUCGGCCGUUUCCAAUUCCCGCCAGGCGAUCAGCCUGGAGAGCUCCGAGGGCAGCCGAUCCGGCCAGUCGGCCCAAUCGGGCCAGUCCGGCCAAUCAACUGGCACGCGCAACGACAGCGGCUGCUCCAAUUUUGGCGACUGCUAAGCCAGCGGAGCACCAAACUCCUCCUCGAAUUACAUCUGACCUGCAUCCAGUAUUAGCGCCUCCCAGUGCUGUGCACAGUUCCUAGUUGCGCGUGAAUUUGACACCGUGAAUUUGACAAAUGCCAUAUAUUGAGUACACCUCGAACACCAAUCCAACACCACCCUACCCCACCCCCCGAAUGUGACCCCCCUCGCACUGUUCCUCCGCCUCACAGGCCACAUAGAGCUUAAACCUAUUUAUUUAUAUUUAAUAUUUAUGCUAGUUGUAUUUAGUAUUAUAUCCAAGUAUAAUCACAGCUACUUCCGUUGAGCGGAUAGUUAGGAUCACACACACACACACACACACACACACACACACACACACACAUAUACAAGUACUUAUUUAUUGUUCAAGUGACAUUCGUAUGACCAUUUCCAGUUAAUUUCUAAGUCUUCAUUUAGUUGCAUUUCACAGUUACGUGUUAAAGUAGUUAAUAAUUAUUUAUUUAUUUAUUUAUUGUAUUUAUUGCAUUGCAUUGUAUUUUUUUUUUCUUUUUUUUUAUCACCUAUUUAUACACAUCACUUAUUUAAUCGUUGUUCAAUUGCAAGCAUAGAAACAACACAUCAGCAACAACAACAACAACAACAACAACAAAUCGACAAGAAACAAAUGAAAAACAAAAAUAUUUAGAUACGCUGUGAUUUAUUUUAAGUAAUUAAUUACACCCUUUUUUUGAAUAGUUCUUAGUGAGAAUGAAACAAAUGUAAAUUAUUAAAGAGUAUUUAUACUAUAUUUAUGCCACAGCAAAUAUCGAUGCAAAAUGUCAUUCCAAGCAAA
Messenger RNA from Drosophila mojavensis, 2527 nucleotides. RefSeq lists its product as uncharacterized. Gene Ontology annotation, biological process: cell surface receptor signaling pathway via JAK-STAT; embryonic development via the syncytial blastoderm. The transcript is spliced from 4 exons. Bases 338 to 1711 code for a protein of 457 amino acids. Lineage: Eukaryota; Metazoa; Arthropoda; Insecta; Diptera; Drosophilidae. The record is from RefSeq and is a predicted model, not a curated record.